Seminavis robusta is the source of this 999-nucleotide messenger RNA. The record is from the annotation of a GenBank genome assembly. Lineage: Eukaryota; Bacillariophyta; Bacillariophyceae; Naviculales; Naviculaceae.
AUGGCUUUUGAUUGUAAAGUGAAUCCCAUUAUUAUUACCGAGCCAAAGCAGCAGCAACAGAAGGAAUCCACGUCUUCUCCUUCGAGAUAUCUUUUGGCAGCAAUCAUUCAGCCAGAAAGUUCCACCCUUGGAUCCGGCAAUGCUAAAUUGGCAUCGGCUUUACUUAACAAUUCUGAAUGGAUAGAUUUGGCUUUGGCUCUUUAUUGUCUGGAUGGGGAACACCUUCCGAUUGACAAACGUCCCACAAUCGAUCAAGCCCUCCUUGAUAAGGCAGACUACCUACAAAAUCUUCUGAAAAUGAGGUUGGGUGUUCAUGUGUCCAGUAGCAAAGUGCCGGAGCUAUUGCAUGAUCAUUGGUGUUGGCAUUUACAGUAUGACAAGUCUGAUCACAUGGCGGCCGUUAUGGUAUUUUUGGGACAUGUCAAAACAGAUCUCAGUUGUCUUACUGCUUUUGACUGUCUUCUCUCUGAUCAUACCAACUUCAGACUGGUUGAUGAUGAGAUUUAUGAGGAUGGAGUUUAUGGCUACUACGACAAAAUCAGGCACGAAUGGCGGCGAUUUGGAAUGACCGCGGGAAGGAAGCACUGGAUGAGGGGCAUGGACCACUAUGGCAAUGCUAGGCUGAAGAGUGCGGCUUCUAGAAAGUCGAGUUUCUACAUGGCUUACCCAUCAAUUGCAGUACCCGAAGACGAAAGACCAGCUGCUCGGCAAGGCUUCUUUGAAGAGAACUUGGAGCAUCGUAUUGCUCUUGGCGUUCCAAUCCCGUUGGAUAACCGGGAAUCAAGGGACAUGUCUUUCAAGCUCAUUGAGCUGUUUAACUUCAAAACUCAAGAUCUUGAAAACUUCAAAACAAUCAACAAAGACUUAUCUCCAUCGGAACAGUUGCGCAGAGCUGCCCACUAUAUGGGAGAGUGUGCCUAUGGGCUAUGCCUAGAUAGGGACCAAAAUCUCUCUAGCAAUCCUGGCUGGGAGCAGGCACUAAAGUAUUAUGGAGCUUAG